CGUCACGAGGCGCAGUCAUUGACUUUUUUUUUUUAACCCUUUCUGCCCUUUGGCCGAGGUUUCCGUUAUGAACGCUGAGUUGAUGCUUGAUUCUUCAUCUCUUGUAAACCGCAGUUGAUGUGUACCGCUAAGCUGCGCUCGCAAGCGGGAAGUGAGUCUGCGCGUGAGCGACAGAAAGUGUGAGAGAGAACCAGCAGGACGCGGUGGAGAACGGCCCAGCCUUAAUUCAGCAAGUCCUCUUGUUGCGGCACAGUUGCCCGUCCGUAUAUAUACACAUUCACACAUUCAUAUAUAUGCGCCGUUCAAACUCAAGCUUGUUAAAACGAGGGAAAAGGAAAAAGAAUAUAUAAUAGCACUGGGCCCGACUUGAACACUGGCGCAAAGGCGCGACAGAGGAGGAUUAUGGCAGCUGACUCGCUGGAACCUCGACUAGAUCGUCGUGGUUCCUUGCUCGAAGGUCGGGAGGUCCAAGUCACACCCGGUUUUGACCCGUCUUUAGACCCCACGAUUAGACAGCUGUUCGAGCAACAAGCUGAAAUUCAGGCGAAACUAGCCGCCUUACUACCAGCCAAGUAUCUUCCCAACAGUAAACUCGAACUGGACAUGCUCCGUCGGAAACUUAAAGCAUUGGAAGCCUAUGUAACAAGUCAAAACCUUCCUGGGACUGUCCCCAUAUUAUCUGAUAUCGAAGAAGCCCGUUCCUUGCAGUAUAAAUGCGAGUGUAUUGAGAGCUUCUUAAUAGAUCAAGGAUUAGAUCUACAUGACGCCCAAUUUAUACACGCUUUAAAACUUUUUGGUCAGGAAGACAUACCGCCUGGUUACGAUGCUUGGCUGGAUAAAAACAUCUCAUUUUACGACCCCAUAUUUCGGGGGUGGAGGAUGAGAGAGACAAUACCUCUAAUAUCGAGACGUCAGGCUUCCUUCAAAUGUUGGGAUGAUCGGUGCAUGUACUAUAUAUAUGGCUUUUCGAAUCUUGAGGACCGAGAUGAACACUUAAAGCAACACACCAUCACUCCGAAGAGGGACUCAGGUCUCUCGGUCGGUACUAUUCCACCUAUAACUUUCCCAGAUCAGGCUUCGUCACGGCUUUUCAGUACCGACCACAUGAAUCGGAGUUCACCAGCUACUUUGCCACGACUCUCUGUCCCCCCUUCUCUACCUCCAUUAGCUACCGCCAAUCAGCCGAGAGAUCGACGUGAAUCAACGAUUGGGUAUCCCUUUGUGAACGACCUGCCGCCCCAACCGAGGGGCUCAGUAGACUCAGAGCCCGAUUCCUUGCUUCCGCCCUUAAAGCGAAGUAGAGUCGGGCACGGAAGACUUGAAUCUAUUGGCGAGCUUAGAUUGCCUCGUGAUGCUGGGCCUUGUCUCCGUUGUAAGGUUUAUGCUAAGCCGUGCGAUUCGAAGGACGAUUGCUCCUUUUGCUCCGAGUCCCCUAACUCCGCCAAUGACGAGUUCUGGGGUGUACUUGGGUGCCAUCGUGGCCCUCUGGUCUCGCUAGCUGAUCACAUGCUUCCAGAAGCCCUUUCCCCAAGACAAGUACACACUCCCGUCACUUCGCCCUUGGCGAGGAGGCGGAAUAUGAAUGAGUAUCUUGAGCGGACUUAUCUCGUAACCCAGAGCAUGUCGGAUAUGGUGAAGUCACACUUGGAUUUUGACGACGGAUUUUGGUGGACUGAAGAUCUAGCGUCUUUACCGAUGCCCAAUCCCACCCUAGCCACCUAUUCAAAAGAACCUAAAGACAAACCACCUCCAGUAUUAAAAGUAUUAGCAGCAAGUUGGAACGCCGAAGGUGUCCCGUUUCAAUUUUGGGAAUUAUUUAGACUCACAGGUUUUAUGUCGGAGAGCCGCGAGUUUGAGGCUGUAACUUACCCAGUACUCUACCGCGCGAAACUGCUUCUUAGAGAAAUCCUAUUCUACGACUUACAGCAGCCUGAACCGUCGAUACGAACCGAAGUUAACUUGACUAACGUAACCAAUGCCCAAAAUUCACCAGACGACAUAGAUUACGAAGGACGGAAUCGACUUAUAUACAAUUGUAUGGCUCAGUUCUUACAGUCCUUCGAGAGCACGACGAUGCGAAGAGUCAUCUCAGACCCAAAGAGUUGGCUGGCUGUUUUCGUUUCGCUUUGUAUUUUUAGCAUUGUGAGGACGAUCUUGGCGGAUUUAAUCUCCACGCCAUCACGAUCUCUUCCGGCGCAAGCACAAGCUGGGUUCCCUAUGUCUAUGGGUGCCACCGCCAUGCACAGUGUAUAUAAAGCGCUGGUGAGUGUAUUUGCUUGGUCGACACCUAUGAUAAUUGACGACCCGGCUAUGGAUUUGGAUGGAAAUGACCGUGCGUUAUUUGUUACGACUAUUUCUGCUAUUCGGAAGGACGACUGGAUUGCGUUGGGUAUCCGUUCCUCUCGAGAUUUCCUUCUUGGACUUGGGAGUGGGUAUUUGGAUGGGAAUGCUGGAUUCAAUGGGUUUUUCAGGCAGCGGACUCCGAUCUACCGACAUGUCUCGUACCAGCAGCCUUCUGUUAUCGGCCAAGCCGGUGAGCCCCGGAAGCCUGUUCUUCAAUGGCGGCCGAUCGAUCCGUGGGCCAAUCGGAGUGAUCAAGAUAUGUUGCCAGCGACGUAUGCUAUAGAAACCCCUGAACCUGGGAGGAGGCAUACUGUGGGGGAAAAUCCGGUUUUUACACGUGCAAUCGCGAGGGGACUCAGUUCCCCUUCAAAACUUAGGACAUCUUACCAACGGCCGCCCCUUCGGCGUGUAUUUUGUGCUAAGUGCAACGAAUAUCCCGAGGGUUUCCGUGGCGAACAUGAACUUCGAAGACACAACGAUGCCAAACAUGCAUCUUUAGUGAAAAGAUGGGUUUGCACUGAACCACAGAGUGCGAGCCCUAAUUCCCCACAGCCCGUAAUACCAUUAUCGAAAUGCAAGGCUUGUGUCACGCAAAAACGGUACGGUGCUUAUUACAAUGCGGCUGCCCACCUACGGCGGGCCCAUUUCCACCCGCACAGAAGCGGCAAGGCCAGCGGUGAUUGGCCGCCGAUGACCGUCUUGAAGGAUUGGAUGCGGGAAGUGAGACAAUCCAUCGAUGUUAACGAAAACGACAGCUCUAGUGGAGAAGAAGAUAAUGAUGUUAGAAUGAUGGAGGAAUAUCCAUUGCCUCGACAAUCGUCCUUCUUGGAAGCGCCCCGACUUGCGCCUGCGCCACCUCAAGGACCAUUACUGGCGCCAUCGAUCGCACCAUCCUUAGACAGUACCGCGCAUAGUAGUCCGGUAAUACCAAAGGCAGAAGACAACCGAAACCGUUGUCCCCAUCCUGAUUGUGGCCGGGUAUUCAAGGAUUUAGCAGCACAUAUGCUAACGCACCAGGAGGAAAGGCCCGAGAAAUGUCCGAUUGAGAGUUGCGAAUAUCAUACAAAAGGCUUCGCGCGGAAAUACGACAAGAAUCGACACGCGCUUACACAUUACAAGGGGACAAUGGUUUGCCCAUUCUGUCCGGGUCCGGGGACGGCAUAUGAGAAGGCCUUUAAUAGAGCCGAUGUCUUUAAGAGGCACCUGACUGCUGUACACAACGUCGAGCAAACUCCCCCCAAUAGCCGCAAGAUGAUCAUCACAGGAAAUAGCUCUCGUAACGGCGGGGAUGCUAAAUGUUCUAUCUGCCAAACUCGAUUCUCGACAGCGCAGGAGUUCUACGAACAUUUGGAUGACUGUGUUCUAAACGUUAUCGUCCCUACGACCCCAAAAGCGUUGAAAGACCGCGUCUCCACCCCCCAGAAGGGGGACAGAGGAAGUAUCGUGGUUGCGAUGGAGGAUUCUGAUGAGAAGAGCGUGAGCGAAGGAAAGGGGACGGUCGAUGUCUCGAGAGUCACGCCAAUAGAGCCGACACGAGAUGACAAGAUGGAUUUGGACUCGGAGAAGGAAUAGGAAUGUGAAUUCGCACAAUCAUUGUAUAUAUACAUAC
Messenger RNA from Hypoxylon trugodes, 3952 nucleotides. RefSeq lists its product as uncharacterized. NCBI's taxonomy places the organism in Eukaryota, Fungi, Ascomycota, Sordariomycetes, Xylariales, Hypoxylaceae. Bases 403 to 3915 code for a protein of 1170 amino acids. The record is from RefSeq and is a predicted model, not a curated record. The transcript has 5 exons.